GCUUCGAGUUUUGAGAUCGCUCGAUCAAUGAUUAUACAAUUGUCAUAAUUAAUUAUUAUUUGAGCAUUAUUAUAUAAUAACUAUUUUUAGUAAAGUAUAUUUAUUAUUAUAUAGUAAUAUUUAUUUUAUUAUUUUAUGAUAAUAUUUUAAAAUUUUAAAAUCUAUUUUGUAAUCUAAAAUCUAUUUUAAAAUAAUAUACUUACUUACUUUUCAUUCUAUUUGCACCCCCCUACUUUUUCAUCCAAACAACAAUUUACCCCUCCACUUACACCCCCCAGCAAUUUACCCCUCAACUUGCACCCUCCUGCAAUUUGCACCCCCUUGUUGCCAAACAGAGCGUGAAACUCUAUCCCUCUUACUAUUAUCUUCCGUUCAGAUUGAGACCAGCUCCGAUAAUCCCAGGUUUUAUCACCAGCAACACCGAAUCCGCUGUGGGUUAAAGUGUAUUAAUCAGUGGGUAGCCAAGUACGAAAUCUCUUGAAGGAAGAAUUUGGGAAGUCUUCGUGUUCCAUGUUCACCAGGUAUUAAUUUCUCAAUCACUGAGGCAUCUAGAUAUAUAGUUAAGCAAGCUAGAAUUUUUAGAUCCCCUGCUCCUUCCAACUCUUUCCUUUUUAGAUCUAUUCGCCCCCUCUAAUGGUUGCCCCUCCUUACAUCUCAACAGAUCUAUUGGUUUGUAGAUCCUUCAAGAUCUAGCCUCCUGAGCUCUAUAUUUGAUUCCAGAUCUGGAAAUCGCAAUCAGCCCAGAUCCCAAUCCACCCGCAGAGCUGCCCUCCUCCGUCUCCAACUCUCCAUUGCCCUCUAUCACAGGCCCUGCUCUGCCUCUCUAUGCUCUCUGGAUCAGCAAGCGAUAAAAUCUGGCAGAAAAUCGAAGACCAGAGCCACAAAAUUCAUGAGAAUAAAGUGACUCGGUUUAUUAGAUGAUGGAGGUUCAGUCGAAUAGACGUUUUUGGUGUUAUAAUUGUGAAUGCUUCAAUUUUGUGUUUGCCUUGUUUUACUUGAUAAUAUAUGUUUGAGAGGUUGUAUGCCCAGAAAGUGGAAGAACAAAAUUAUAAUUACCAGCACUCCUUGAGCUUGUAUGAAAAGGUGUCAGGGCGAUCAUUGUAAAUUGUAAUUUAUUAAAAAAGAACAAAAUUUUGUUCCUUAAAACGUUUAUGUACUAGCAUAGGGCCCGGCCUUAUGGCCGGGUUUGCCCGAUGACUAUGUAAUUAAAAGUGUUUGUUUUGUGAUGAUUUCACAACUUCAACUUUCGUAUUUAUAAUUUAUUAACGUAUAAGUCUUGAGUAAAAGAAUUAUUAUUGAUUAUCAUGAGCAAUGAAUUAUAUGCUAUUGAUAUUCUUGCAUCUCAAAUUAUUGUGUUUCUAAAUCAGGUAUCUUUCGCUUGGUAAGUCCUUCCAACUAAUUUAAUUCUAACCGAAAUAGAAAAGAUAUGAAUUAUUUGAUUAGUCCAAUCGAAAAGAUUAUAAUCCAACAUAUAUCUUAAAACUCAGUUUCCAAAUCACAUUGACUACAAAAAUUAAUUCCAUGAUCUUCAUCUACUUCCAUAAGCUUGGCCAGUAAUUCUAUAUUUUUGUGAAAUAACGUUUACAUUAUCUUAUGUGGCUAUGAUAAUACUAAUGUACUAAUAUUUUAUUUAAUAUAAAAAAUAUUACAAUUAUCUUAGUGAAACUUGAAAAAGGUAAAACUAAAUAUGAAAUCUACAAUUCAGAUUCCAUCUUAAACAAAAAGAAGGAUCUCUGUUGUUAUGGAAUGGUAAUGGGCAGACCGAGGCAAAUAUCCAUACUCGUCGAAAUUUAUUACGACCGAGACAGAUCGGGAAAUUUAUUACGUGCGCGGGUUAGGAUAGGUUGACCCAUAUGGGUAUAUACUUUAAAUUUUAAAGAGAAAAUAUAAAAAAUGUGAACUUUACAUGGAAAAGUCAAGAAACAAUAUAUAACAUGACAAAUGUAGUUAAAUUAAUUUGUAAAAUUAAGAUUCUUACAUAUCCACCGUUUUGUUAUAGCUAAAAUACAAAGUAAUAAAAGUAAAAUUCGAAGUAAUUUGCGAAAAAUUGCAUACAAUUUAAAUAAAACAUGUCGAGAAUUAGCUGAGUUAGAUCAAGUAGAAUACUCAUGCCCGCCCCAACCUAACACAUAUCAAACACGUCCCGUAAAAUAGAUGAGGUCAAAAUUGCAAUCUAUACUUAUUUUGAACUAAAUCAUGUGAUGAAAUAACUAAUAUGAUAUAUUUGUACGGAAAAAAAUAAAAAUGUUGCAAAUCUGUUGAUAUGCCCAAAUAAAUAAAGUUUGGUGUUUUAAACCUUAAUGACUCGCCUAGGCCGUAGGGGUUGUGGACCUUGUGCUUGUGGGCUUGUAAAAAGACGGGGAAAAAGUUAGGCCCUGUUCACUUUCAUUUUCGUUUCCUGUUUUCUGUUUUCAUGUGAUAAAUUUGGCAACCGAAAUGAGAAAACUUAUUUACUUUUCAUUCUGUUUUCUAUUCGUUUCCAACUAUGAAAACAAAAAGUGGCAACUUCCUGCUGUUUUCGGAAACGACAAAAUGUUGUUUUCACCUGUUUUCAACAUCUGUUUUCUCAAAAACAGGAAACAGAAAUGAAAGUAAACAGGCCCUUAGAGUUGGUGAGUAGGUAAUUUAUUGGAUUGUAAGUUUACAAUAAUAUAAGAAAAAGGAAAGGGAAAAAAAAAAGAGCGGCAGUUACUGGGAAGAGCCAAAGAGAAAAUAUACAAAUAUAACCCUCCCCAAUAUGCGGUCUGCGUUGCAAAGGCUGAGGUGGCAAAAGCCAUUUAUUGACAUUGGCUUAUAGGUAUUUGUAGAUUAUCUGUAUUAGUAACAAAAUUGAAUACGUUAAUUGCAAAUUAAUGGGAAAGCCCGCUCAGCUUUUCUUGCAAUUUUAACGAGAGGAAAUUGACCCCUCGUAAGUCGUAAUAGCUUUUAACGAGGGGUGUAAAAAUUCCUGUCGUUAGUGACCUUUACCGGCAAGGCCAAUAAUGAGGGGACGCUUCCUGUCGUCAGUAACUUUUGCCGAGGGUUUUGUGGCUUUUAAUGACCGUUUGUUCCUCUCGUUAAAACCACUUUUUUUUGUAGUGACAGCUUCUUCCUUCAUCCAUGCAUCUCUCCGUCGCAACCCCUCUCUAGGGGUUUCCUCCGCUCCAGUUCUCGGUGAGUACUCUUGACGCCCCCUCCCCUGAAAUUCACAAUUACCUCUGGCUUUUAUCAAUUCAGCUUGGGGGAACCAAGAAAUUGAAUCGAUUGGGUGAUAUGCAGGGCUGCCGUCGAUGGCGAAAAGAGGGAGAGUGGUGAAGUGCUCGGCGGAAGGAAACGGAAAAAACGGCAGCGGGUGGGAGAAGAAGGGGAUGAUGAGCGCUUCGCUGAUGGCGGCGGUGGCCGCAGCAGCUGCGUCGAGCCCAGCGGCGAUGGCUCCUCAACGGAUGCGAGUAGCUGAAGCGAUUUGUAGCGACCAUCAAGAGGCUGAAGCAGAGAAGAAAGAAGAAGCAGGGUUCGUGGCGGCGGGGGAGACGGUGGUGGCGGCAGCAGUAGUUGUGCUUCUCGCCGGAAGGGAAAGCCUUGAUCGUCGACAACCUCUUCGCCACGGAGAUAGUUCGCUGCACUCCCAAACGCGAUCUCCUCAGUCGCAGCAGAAGCGGGCCGUCACUGCUUUCCGCCACUGACCACCAAAACGUCUGGUCGUCUUCCCAUGAACUCAGCAACAGCCGGCCGUCAGCGCCUUCCUCCGCUGAACACGAAACCGUGACGCCCUCUUACCAGAAUUUUCCGAUGGAAACUGAUUCUCCUCCUGUCCUGCGGGUAGGCGAAAGAAUAACGUGGGAACCAAGUAGAAAAGGUGGUAUUUCAGCCAAACGAAAAUUAAAUGAAAAAUAAAUAAUAACUAAAUGAUAACGUGGGAAACCAGGAGAAAAAGGUGGGUAGUGGACGAUUCCUAGUUCUGCAAUCUGGCGGGUAGUUAUAUUUUUUUCCCGCUCAACACCCUGCCACAUCAGAUUCCUAAAAUCACUCUAUGGAUAGGAAAAUUUGAAUGGCAGUGGCGGUUUUACUUUUCAGCUAUAAAUUAUACGGUUGAUUAAACAAUCGCUGAAAUAAAUUUGAACGUGGAGAUUCCCAACUCCCAUCUUCGUCAGACAGUUCGAAAUCGGGACGUCCUGGCGUGUUCUGUUAAUUUGAACUGUCUUGGUGGUCACGAAAGAAAACGACAGUAGGUCACAUCAGAAAAACUCUUGUCCUACAGUAACUCCAUUGUAUCUUUAAAUGAUUUUCAGGAUUAUUAAAUAUUCCAUCGGCUGGUUACGAAGAGUUUUUUUUUUUUUUCAUAAAUAGGAACUAGCGUGUGGCACAGGCCAGUUGGCCGGAGGAAGGUGAGGUAUGAAAUUUGAUAAUGUAAUGGAGUGUAUAGCUUAUUGUUGUAUAGUUUUUUUGGGAAACACGUGAUAAAAAUACUGAAUUUUAGUAGGAAAGAGACAUGAAUGAUGCAACGAAUCAAAAAUCAACCUUAUGAACCAAAAUCAAGUACUUGUUACCUUGUGAAACAAUAUUAUUUCUGGUAAUAUGAUGAGGUGGAGUAAGUUUUAUAGAAACCGAAUUCCAGAAAAUCGAAUAAAAAAUCACCUAUCCCGCCGGUUUUCGGGAAAUGAACAUCUCACAAUCGUUGCUAGCUUUUACUCGGCCCGUCGGCCGAUUAAUUUGCUUUAUAAAACUUUCAUCUUGUCGUCAUUGUGCUUUCUAGUUUUUGCCAGACCAUGAUAAAAUCUAAAGAAAUCAAGAACGAACAACAUGAUUUGGGAUAGGAACCGUUGUUCCUGUAUUCCUAGAAAAUGGUGGUAAACACGGACUCACUAUAUCGAGGAGAUUACAGAUUACAGAGGAGUAUGAGAAGUAUUUAUAGUACUUAUCCAAGUGGGUCUAAACCUAAUCCAAUAUGGCAAAGGAAACGGUUACAGACUAGGCCCAGAACCAGAACCCAAAUAACAUUGAGCCCAUAGACCCCCGACUAAUCCAGUCGUAGCGGCUGAUAGUCCGAUUCAAGUCACAUCAACAUACCUGUUAUGGAACAAUCCAAGUACCACAUCGAAAAUACAAAAGAAUGAGCCAUUGUUUAUUAAUGUACGCUUUGGGCCAAACCCGCACGGUUUUACUUUUGGAUUUCCUCCCCAAAAGGCCUCGUACUAAUGAACUUGAUGGACACCAAUAUACAAGGGUUCUUUCCCUUAUAUUUCUGAUGUGUACUUGGAUUGUCUCAUAACAAUCCUCCCCUCAAGACAAGGACCACGAACUUCGUGUGCUCUCCUCAACGAUUAUCUUGAUCUGUCAGACGCCUUGUAGCCCAGACGUGGAUCCACCAAACCAGGCACAGAUCUCAAAUCCCGAGGUCACCGAACGAGGGUCCACCCAACUGACAUCCACUGCCAUAGGUCCGCCAAACCAGGCUCUGAUACCACUUGUCGUAACCGAGGUGCUUAAUUAAGUACAAUAUUGUUCGCUUUGGACCAAGCGCGCACGAUUUUACUCUUGGGUGUCCUCCUCAAAAUGCGUCGUACUAAUUGGACUAGGUGAACUCUUAUAUACAAAGAUUCCUUCCUUUAUAUUACCGAUAUGGUACUUGGAUUGUCCCAUAACCAUACCAAUGUACCAUACCAUAUCAUUUCACAACCCCAAUUCUUAUCGUACACAUGCAUGUCGUCUAAUUGGAAUUGUUACCAGACUUAAUACCAUGUUGAACAGCUGUAAGCCACUUUGAGGGAAAGCGGAUAGGCACGGAUUUUAUUUCACCAAAGGAAAAAUUACAUUGUUUCAAUAUACUACAUACACAUAUAGUAUCUGAUAAAAAUAACUAAUGAAAUUAAACAAAUAUUACAAAACAGUCCUAAAACUAUACAAUUUAAACAGCUAAGUAAUUGGUGUAUCUCCCUCGGACAAGAGAGAGAGCAGUGCAUGUGAUUCCAUGGUUUAGCUUAGAGUAAAUUAGUUAGAAUUCGUGCAAUUGUUAGAAUUGAUGUAUGAAUACUUUAACUGUAAUUUAAUGUAUUGUCUAAAUGCAUGUAUUUUAAGAUUACAUUGUUUGGCCGUUGCGAUUGUUAUUUUAGGAAUAAAAUGAGAAAGUCACAUUUUAAGUGAAAGGUCAUGUUUACCGUUUCUUUUACGUAUAUGAGUAAAAAAUGCAUAAAAGUUGAUAGGGAUAUAAAGGGAAAGAAAAAAUGAAAGAACAAUCUCAAACCACAAUCUCACCAAAUUGUUGAGAUUGUAAAUCAUUCAUAUUGAGUGAUUUCAAGUGCCACAUCCAUCGAUCAAAUGCAUGCACUGUUAUUCAUUUUGAAACAAAAAAAAACGCAAUGCAUUCUAUUCAAUACAUGCAUUCAUUAAAUGCAUAGUUUCGAUACGCAUAUACCAAACGCCCACCCCUUAGACACUAAUGAAAGGUAUUUUAGGAAUUAUAUCAAACAUUAAAAAUCAGGUGUUACAUCACAUCACCAUUAACCAAACCGUCUAUGAUUAACCAUUUCUUGUCACGUCAUUGAUAACAAAUGACAAUAAUAAUAAUAAUAUAUAAAACAUGUAUAAUCAAAAAAAUUAAAGUGUUGCACCACCAAAUACUGAAACCAACAUGUUUGGUAUCAAAACCAUUUUUCUUUAAUAAGACGCGUAUUAUAAUCAUUAGAACCGCUGGUUCAUGUCACAGACACAAUCCAUGUAGUAUAAUUACGGCUGAAAGACACCCAUAAUUAGGGUAAUGCUGAAGGCAGUUCGCGUACGAGUAGGUGCAACCACCACCUUCACAGUCUGUUGAACGGAAGCAUUAAAUAUUGCUGCUGGAAAGUUGUAUACGAGGUUGUCCCUCUGUUACUGUUGCAUCAAAUUGAAAGCAUCUACAUAAGCGAGCUGCUGCAUGGGCUUAAUUAACAAAACCCUCGCUAAAAAUGGAGAAGGUGGAGAGUACUAUCGGGCUGCAUAGUUAGUAAAAUAUGGUACGUGAGAGUUACGUAUGAAAUACGUACGGGUAUUUUACUUCAAUCUCUAAACUAAUGUUACGUUUUCAACAGUACGUUAAUAGUCAUAAACAUAUAAACUAAAGUUAACAAUUUAAUUCAUUAAAUACGGAUAUUCAACGGGUUAUACGGGUUUAGUACGGGAGCCAUCAAAUGAAGGAGGAAAAAAAAUGAAACGGCCUGAUAAUAAUACGAAGACGGAAGUUUUAAGCGCGGAUAAACAUAGUAAGGGGUACAUAUACGCGUGUAUUAAACGGAGUAUUUACUCACUAUACGCAGUGUGGGCUGCAAAGGAUCGCAGAGUUUUUCGUACGUACGUACCUGAGAUUCAAGGCAGAAGGCGUGCAUGCAUGCGCUCAGGUGAAUCAUGAACACUAUGUAAGUAGACAGAGCCAACACAAGAACGAAGAGGAAAGAAGUGAAAAGAGAUGGCCCAUAAUUAUGAGAAUCAUCAGGACACAAUAUUACAUUACAUGGGAUUAGGACGACCCAUAAGAUGAUGGGAAGCAAGAUGGCCAACAUAGGGAUAGGAUUACUGGGCAUGAUCUUCGUCGCCAUGGCUAAUCUGUGUGUUGUUGAAGCUUAAGUGGGAUAAUUAAUGUAUCUUUUUUGUAUGGAUGUUGAUUAAUUAGCACUUGAAGUAGUAGGUGGCUGCUAAAUUAUAUACACCACUGGAUGAAGAGUGGUCAUGAUUUUGAUUUGGAUUUGUUAGUAUAAAAUAGGUCACUAAUAAUGCUAUUAUUUGGGAUUAAUUGGAAUUGCUCUUUUAAUGUUGCGUACGCAAGCAUAUAUCAUCUAAUUGGAAGGAAGGUUGUGUUUGUUAUCACUUAGCACAAUACUUGUGAUUCAAAAAAAAAAAAAAAAAAAGGGUAACAAUAUUCCCAUUUGUAUAUUUUAAUUUUUUUUUUCUCGCAAGUUCAUCGAUUUGUUCGAGCAUAUUAUCUUUGUAUUUAUUGCUCCUAACCUUUGAAAGAAUACCAAUCAGGCAAAGCAUAUUAUCUUAUGUUUUAUUUUGUUUAAUCGCAAGCUCAUCGAUUGUUCGAGCAUAUUAUCUUUUGUGAAUAUGUUAAAACAGGAAAUCCUGGUCAAACAAACUCCCACAUUUUCUCGUCCUUAUUUGAGAUUAAACAAAUCCCUGAUAUCAAUUUGUACGUGGAUUCCCAACACCCUUCUUUGUCAAACAAUUCGAAAUCGCGACUUUCAGCCAGGCGUGCUGUUAAUUUGAAGGUCUCGAUGGUCACGAAAGAAAAUGACAGUACGUAGUUCACGUCAGAAAAAAACUGCUAUGCUACGGUAACUCCAUUAUAUCUUUAAUGAUUUUCCAGGAUUAUUAAAUAUUCCAUCUGUUGGUAACGAUCGAAGAGUUUUCUUUUGUGUGCAUAAAUAGAAGUUUUAUCUCUCGGUAGGGGUGACUAUACGGUCCGGUCUGGUUUAAUUGGCUCAAAUUGAUCUGGUCCAGUCCGGGUUUUUUGAAAAUAUAAGGACCGAAAAUUGGAUUGGAUACAGUCCGGUCUUGAUUCGGUCCGGUCUUGACCCGGUCCGGUCUCAAUUCGGUCUUGAUUUUAUAUUGAGAUUGUGGGAAUUUGAGUGGCCUAAGGCCUAAAAGGGUGAGGAGUUGGUUAAGUUUUGUACUAAGUGCAAAGGUUUGUGACCGUUUAUGCAAAUUACCCUUAAGUUUUGGGUGUUGAGCUCUCUUAUCCGGUCUUUAUCCGGUUUUUUACCUCAAAUCUAAGCCCAAAGAUUGGAUUGGAUUGUUUACUAUCCGGUCCCGGUCCGGUCUCGGUCCGGGUUAAACGGUCCGGUUUCCGGUUUUUCAUCCGGUCCCGGUCCAAAUAGCCAGCCCUAUCUCUCGGGAUGGUUUGUGCACAUCAAAUAAGGAUCCCUCAUAUAUAACUAGCCAUAGUGUUUAGGGGUGGCUAUACGGUCCGGUUAAAUUGGCCCAAAUUGAUCCGGUCCAGUCCGGUUUUUUUUGAAAAUAUAAGGACCGAAGAUUGGAUUGGAUACAGUCCGGUCUUGAUCCGGUCUGGUCUUGACCCGGUCCGGUCCCAAUUCGGUCUUGAUUUUAUAUUGAGAUUGUGGGAAUUUGAGUGGCCUAAGGCCUAAAAGGGUGAGGAGUUGGUUAAGUUUUGUACUAAGUGCAAAGGUUUGUGACCGUUUAUGCAAAUUACCCUUAAGUUUUGGGUGUUGAGCUCUCUUAUCCGGUCUUUAUCCGGUUUUUUACCUCAAAUCUAAGCCCAAAGAUUGGAUUGGAUUGUUUACUAUCCGGUCCCGAUCCGGUCUCGGUCCGGGUUAUACGGUCCGGUUUCCGGUUUUUCAUCUGAUCCCGGUCCAAAUAGCCAGCCCUAAUAGUGUUGGCGAUCAACAUAUUGAGUUCAGGCUAUCAAUGGCGGACGACAACAGUGACUAAUCUCUCGUUACGUCUAGGUGAUCAUGCACGAAACGUCAAAUGGUUAGACACAGAGCGAGUCUGAGCUAUCUUCCCCGUGAGCAGGGAUCGAUUCUCGAUCAAUCUCUCGAGUGUUGUUCAUAUUGGUUGGUAUUUCAUUCAUGAAAAAUACUUUUGCAGGUACUGUAAAUACAUAUUCGUUUCAUUUUUUUUUUUUUUUUGCAUGAAAUGAUAACAUGUAGUACCCGCAAAAGUAUUGUUAUGCAUGAAAGGUUAAUUGGCUAACUGUUGUAUAACCUAAUUUUACUCGCACGAGGAGGUCAAGUAACAAAUUCUUGAAAAGCAA
Linum trigynum is the source of this 9721-nucleotide messenger RNA. NCBI's taxonomy places the organism in Eukaryota, Viridiplantae, Streptophyta, Magnoliopsida, Malpighiales, Linaceae. The record is from the annotation of a GenBank genome assembly.